ACACAUGUGGAUGGUGUAUAAACUUACAAACUCAGUUUUCUUUAGUUAGAUGAGCUAACAGACGAAAAUGGGCAAAAAAGGUAAAAAGGAAAAAAAGGUGAAGGGUGCGGAGAAAACGGCAGCUAAAAUGGAGAAAAAAGUGUCCAAGAGGUCUAAAAGAGAAGAGGAAGAUCUUGAGGCUCUUAUUGCUGAGUUCCAAGCCUUGGACGCAAAGAAAACACAAGUCGUGGAGACAACGUGUCCUCCUCCGUCUCCCAGGUUAAAUGCUUCGCUAUCUGCGCAUGCUGAGAAGGAUGAAUUGAUUUUGUUUGGUGGCGAGUUCUUCAACGGAAAGAAGACAUAUCUGUACAAUGACCUCUUUCUGUACAACAUCAAGAAGAAUACCUGGGUGAAGUCUGAAAUUCCUAACCCUCCACCACGCCGUUGUGCCCACCAGGCUGUGGUGGUGCCUCAGGCAGGGGGGCAGUUAUGGGUUUUUGGGGGAGAGUUUGCUUCUCCUGAUGGCGAACAGUUCUACCAUUACAAAGACCUUUGGGUCCUUCAUCUGAGCACACACACCUGGGAGCAGAUAAAGGUUCCAGGUGGUCCGUCCGGCAGGAGUGGCCAUCGGAUGGCUUUGAGUAAGAGGCAGCUGUUAGUGUUUGGAGGCUUCCAUGAGAGUGCCAGGGAUUAUAUCUACUAUAAUGACGUCCAUGCCUUUAAUCUGGACACCUUCACCUGGACUCGACUUAAUCCCUCUGGAACCGGACCCUCCCCACGCUCCGCCUGUCAAAUGACCCCAACGCCUGACGGCAAUGGUGUUAUCAUCUAUGGGGGAUACUCUAAAUCUAGAGCAAAGAAAGAUGUGGACAAGGGAACUGUCCACUCUGACAUGUUUCUCCUUAAGAGAGAAGGCAAAGAAGACCAAGAGAAAUGGACGUGGUCCCGCGUGAAUCCAUCAGGGGUCAAACCCCACCCGCGAACAGGCUUCUCUUUGGCCUGCGGGCCAGGGGGGCGGGCGGUGCUCUUUGGGGGGGUGUGUGACGAGGAGGAAGAGGAGACUCUGGAUGGAGACUUUUUUAACGACCUUUACAUGUACGACAUUAACAAGAACCGUUGGUUCCCGGGCCAGCUCAAGGGCGUGAAGUCGGAGAAGAAAAAGCGACGGCGAGGGAAGAAGGGAGGAGAGCAGGGACAGGGAGAAGGGGAGAUACAGGAGGAGCAGAAAGAGGGGGCCCAGGGACCCGUGGAGGUUGUCAAGGAGAUUGUGACGGAGGACGGAACGGUUAUGACCAUCAAGGAAGUCAUUCCCGUGGCCGCUCCGCAGGGGGAGAGCGAGGAAGAGGAGGAGGAGGAAGAAGAGGAAGAAGAGGGAGCGGCUGCAGCUCCUCUGGUAGAACCCUGUCCGCGCUCCAGUGCCAUGGCGACCGUCAAACAUGGAAAGCUGUACGUGUACGGAGGCAUGUUUGAAGUGGGAGAUCGGCAGUUUACCCUCAGUGACCUCUACUGCCUGGACUUACACAAGAUGGACCGGUGGGAUGUAUUGGUAGAAAUGGACCCCAAGACUCAGGAGUGGCUAGAGGAGUCAGAGUCUGAAGAUGAAGAGGAGGGGGGAGAAGGAGAGGAGGCAAAAGGAGGUGAUGAUAAUGAUGAAGAGGAAGAGUCUGAAGAAGAAAGUGAUGAUGAGGAAGAGGAAGAGCACCCCCCUGUGAAGGCUGGAGAAUCACUGGAGGACUACCAGAGCAGGACUCUACAGUACUGGCUGGACCUGGCACAGGCCAACAUGGGCCCCAGCGCCAAGGAAAAGAAGGUGCAGAAGGUCGGCCAUUCCAUGGCCAAAAUCUUCUACGAGGACCAGGCGUGAUGGCGUGUGUGUGAUGACGAAGGGGGCGAGAGACUGUAAAUUUAUACACUGUGUGUGUG
Chanos chanos (milkfish) is the source of this 1902-nucleotide messenger RNA. RefSeq names its product kelch domain containing 4 (gene klhdc4). NCBI's taxonomy places the organism in Eukaryota, Metazoa, Chordata, Actinopteri, Gonorynchiformes, Chanidae. Gene Ontology annotation, molecular function: protein binding. The coding region runs from base 68 to 1843 and encodes 591 amino acids. The transcript is spliced from 12 exons. The record is from RefSeq and is a predicted model, not a curated record.